CAACCCGGAAGAGGUUUCUGAAUCUAUGCGCUGCAGUGUUACGUAUGGGGCCGAUGGGGUAGUCCAAAUGAGGUGGGAAAGUGGAAAAAUAAAUAUUUCGUUUUUGAUGGCAGUGUUUUACGUAUAGCUGCAUAUACCAUUAACAACACAGUUUCUUCUGUGUACUAUGUUCAAGAAGAUGGCUGAAUUUGGACCAGAUUCCGGAGGGAGAGUCAAGGGAGUGACGAUAGUGAAGCCCAUUGUUUUUGGAAAUGUUGCACGGUACUUUGGGAAGAAAAGAGAAGAAGAUGGACAUACGCAUCAAUGGACUGUAUAUGUGAAACCCUACAGAAAUGAGGAUAUGUCUGCUUAUGUCAAGAAGAUACAGUUCAAACUUCACGAAAGCUAUGGAAACCCUCUUCGAGUGGUGACAAAACCACCAUAUGAAAUUACAGAGACAGGCUGGGGUGAAUUUGAAAUAAUCAUCAAAAUAUUUUUUAUUGAUCCAAAUGAAAGACCGGUCACUCUUUAUCACCUGCUGAAGCUGUUUCAGUCUGAUUCCAGUGCCAUGCCCAAGAAGACAGUAGUGUCUGAGUUCUAUGAUGAAAUGAUCUUUCAGGACCCCACUGCCAUGAUGCAGCAGCUGCUGAACACUACUCGUCAGCUGACUUUGGGAGCCUACAAGCAUGAGACAGAGUUCGCAGAGUUGGAGCUGCGCACUCGCGAGAAGCUCGAGGCGGCCAAGAAGAAAACCAGCCAGGAGAUCACGGAAUUGAAAGAAAGGCUGAAAGCCAGCAGGGAGACCAUCAACUUCCUGAAGGGAGAGAUUCGCAAACUGGAGGAGGAGGACCAGAUCAAAGACCACUGAGGAGGUCAUAGGCUGACCUCUCUAAAUUUACUUGAAGCGUUUGAUGGAGCUGGUUGAAUCAGAAUCAGAAAUGGCACCCUACUUAAGUCAGAGAGGGUAUUUCAGUAUGUGACACAACAUAGAUUUAGUUCCUUUGGCAGAAAUAAAAUGUUUUAAGGCGUCAUCUUAUAUUUCAACAUCACUGCUUUUAGCUGAAGACAAGUUUUUUUCUUUGUGUAUUUGAAGCCAAUGCAGAAUUCAUUCCUUCUGUGUUCAUUGGGUGCAGGAUACCUAGAAAUUGUAUUAAGUGACGUAAAACAGUCCAGCGUAAAGUGCUACACUCAUAUGUGUGACUUUGACCUGAAUGUAUAGUGGCCAUACAAACUGCAGCCUUUGUGUUUUUCUCUCAGUGUGAGAUAUCAUCACUCCCAUCAUGACUGUGCCUGCUUUCAGUCCAAACGCAGCCAAGUGAUAAUGGAAUGUCUCUGUGUUAGACUAAAUGGGUUGUGAUCUUUUUACAUUUAUUUUUCAAGGGAAGACACAAGUUUUCCUUGGGUCUUUUUUUCUUUUUAAUGAAAUUGUUCCCUUUUUGUUUCGGGUUGCAAACUCUAUUUUUUUUUUUAUUACAAAUAGCUUGUUAAUCUGUGAAAGAGGUUAAUUUAACUGGGGUAAGGUGACUUGAUAGAGUAACAAUUUUGUGUAUGUCUUCAGGCAUUUUGAAAAUCCCAAACAUUUGGUUGUACAGUGUUGCAUUUGUUUGUGUUGUUGGAAAAUGGAUUGACCUUGUGUACUUCAAAUGUUCUCACCAUAAACAGUCAAUGUUU
This is a messenger RNA of Sardina pilchardus (European sardine), 1650 nucleotides long. It is a transcript of the gene yeats4, whose product is annotated as YEATS domain containing 4. NCBI's taxonomy places the organism in Eukaryota, Metazoa, Chordata, Actinopteri, Clupeiformes, Clupeidae. The transcript is spliced from 7 exons. The record is from RefSeq and is a predicted model, not a curated record. Gene Ontology annotation, biological process: regulation of DNA-templated transcription. Bases 167 to 847 code for a protein of 226 amino acids.